AAUCGGAUGGCACACAAGGAGGCAACAAGACCGCUCUUCGCUCUCUAUGGUGCGUUUCCCAGGAUUCUCUGGUCCGAGAGAAACAGACGCUGGACAGCAGGAAGGGCACGUGGGUCUGGGUUCCUCCAGUGGUGACCAUGGGCCGAGCCAAGCAUCAGGAGUCUGGGGACGCGCCAGAGCCCGAAGCGACGCCGGAGCGGUCGUACCAUGACUUGGUGGAGAACGUGAACACCAUCGCGCGGCCGCUGGCCUCCCGCAAGCUGACGCGCAAGUUGUACAAGUGCAUCAAGAAAGCAGCGAAGCAGAAACAGAUCCGACGUGGAGUGAAAGAGGUCCAGAAAUUCAUCAACAAAGGCGAAAAGGGGAUUACAGUUCUUGCUGGAGACACACUGCCUAUUGAUGUUUACUCCCACAUCCCCAUCAUGUGUGAAGACCGGGAACUACCAUAUGUGUAUAUCCCCUCCAAAACGGACUUGGGAGUAGCUGCAGGUUCAAAACGUCCAACCUGUGUGAUCAUGAUCAAGCCUCAUGAAGACUACCAGGAGACUUAUGAUGAGUGUAUGGAAGAAGUGGAGGCUCUUCCCCUCCCCUUGUGAAGAACAUCAAUGGGAGAUGCUGUGAAGAGUCUGACUUGACUGGGCCAUGCCUGUAGAGUCUGUACAAAUUGGGCAGUAGCAUGAUACUGAUUUUAAAAGUUUGGGUAGUAGAGUUGGCCAGUAGUACUCAUUGGCCCCACUACCAGCACUAAAAUAUAACCUGGACACUUCUGUAAUGUGACUUACUUACUCUUAUCACUGGCACUUGAAGUGGCAUGAAUUAGAGUAAUUAUACUUUAUUGCAGUUAAAUUAACUGUGUUGCUUCAUAUCCAGUUGACCAGAAGGCAUAUGGAACCUGAGGGAAUGUUAAUUAAAAUCUGUACUAUUUGUAAA
Messenger RNA from Hemicordylus capensis (graceful crag lizard), 930 nucleotides. It is a transcript of the gene NHP2, whose product is annotated as NHP2 ribonucleoprotein. Gene Ontology annotation, cellular component: box H/ACA snoRNP complex; nucleolus. Bases 138 to 596 code for a protein of 152 amino acids. The record is from RefSeq and is a predicted model, not a curated record. Gene Ontology annotation, biological process: rRNA pseudouridine synthesis; snRNA pseudouridine synthesis. Gene Ontology annotation, molecular function: box H/ACA snoRNA binding. NCBI's taxonomy places the organism in Eukaryota, Metazoa, Chordata, Lepidosauria, Squamata, Cordylidae. The transcript has 4 exons.